AUGAAACUCUCACUCGAAGGACUCAAGACGUCUGUCGACCCUCACAAGAUUUUCGAGCGGACUGUGCCCGAGUCGAUAGGCUCGCGCAGCGUACCUGCGACUUCGGCUACUGAACAUGCAGCGUGCCCAGUGUGCGGACGAGCCCUAUCAGACGCGUUCCCGCCCUCGCUUGGAACAGGCGGCAUUUUCGGUAAUACUGGUACACCCGGCGGCAGCCCGCUAGUUGUACCCCCUGGCCCACUCGCUACUGCUGCAUUCGAAAGCGGCUUAAGUGCUGUUGAAGAACUCAAACUCUUAAAGACUCAAGUGACAGAUGUCUCUCGUGUCUGUCAGGCUGUUGCUCGAGGCGAUCUCUCUCAGAAGAUCACCGUCCCCGUUCAGGGAGUUGUUAUGAUCCAGCUCAAGGACGUUAUCAAUACCAUGGUGGAUAAGCUCGGACAAUUCGCGCAAGAGGUUACACGAGUAAGUCAGGAAGUCGGAACAGAGGGUAAACUUGGGGGACAAGCGCUUGUGCUUGAUGUGGAAGGCACAUGGCGUGAACUCACUGGCGUUGUCAACAACCUUGCGGCUAAUCUUACGUCUCAGAUCCGUUCGAUCGCAGCGGUCACGAAAGCCGUCGCACUCGGGGACCUCUCGAAACAAAUCGAAUUGGAUGCGCGGGGCGAGAUUUUGGAUCUUAAAAACACGGUCAACGGAAUGGUUAUUCGACUUAGGGCAUUGGCGGCAGAGGUAACACGUGUAACAUUGGAAGUCGGAAGUCAAGGCAAAUUGGGCGGUCAGGCAGUCGUACCGGAUGUCGAGGGAGUAUGGGAGCAGCUUACAGUCAACGUGAACCGCAUGUGUUCGAACUUGACGGACCAAGUGCGAUCGAUCGCUGCUGUGACGACUGCUGUCGCACGUGGUGACUUGACACAGAAAGUGGAGAUCCAAGUCGAGGGUGAAAUGGCGACGUUGAAGGAAACUGUCAACUCGAUGGUUGACCAAUUGAGCACCUUCGCGAGUGAAGUGACGCGUGUCGCCCUUGAAGUCGGCACACAGGGAAUUCUUGGAGGACAGGCCCGUGUGGAGGGAGUGCAGGGCACAUGGGCAGACUUGACCCGUAAUGUCAAUAAAAUGGCGAGCAAUCUCACGAAUCAAGUGCGUUCUAUUUCGGAAGUUACGAAGGCGGUCGCGCACGGGAACUUGUCCAAGGUCGUCGAUGUCGACGUACAGGGUGAAAUGCUUGACCUUAAGGAGACUGUAAAUAGCAUGGUGGCCCAACUUUCAUCUCUUGCAAAUGAAGUCAUCCGUGUCUCGAUUGAGGUCGGUACAGAGGGCAAGCUUGGUGGACAGGCCGUUGUAUCCGAUGUACAAGGAGUAUGGAAGAGCCUUACGGACAACGUAAACUUAAUGGCCAUGAAUCUCACGGACCAGGUACGCUCAAUUACAGAAGUGACGAAGGCCGUCGCGGGCGGCGACCUCACAAAGAAGAUCACCGUAAACGUACGCGGCGAGAUUCUUGACCUGAAGGAAACGGUGAACGGCAUGACGGAGUCCUUGCAAGUAUUCGCAGAUGAAGUAACUCGUCUUGCGCGUGAAGUCGGAACUGAGGGUCGACUCGGUGGUCAAGCGCGUGUGACGAAUGUUGGUGGAACUUGGAAGGACCUUACUGAUAACGUGAACGCUAUGGCUGCUAAUUUGACGUUACAAGUGCGAACGAUCGCUGUCGCUACCACAGCCGUAGCGAAGGGUGACUUGACGCAAAAGAUUACUGGUGUCAGCGUCCAGGGCGAAAUCUUAGACCUCGUAAACACUAUCAACGGCAUGAUUGACCAGCUUGCUAUGUUCUCCGCCGAAGUUACGAAAGUCGCACGAGAAGUCGGAACGGAAGGCAAACUAGGUGUACAAGCGGAAGUUGGUAACGUCCAAGGCACAUGGCAAGAAAUCACUAUGGCCGUGAACACGAUGGCUGGGAACUUGACGACACAAGUGCGAGGCUUCGCGCAGAUCAGCGCGGCGGCCAUGGACGGCGACUUUACUCGAUUCAUCACUGUCGAGGCAUCUGGUGAAAUGGACUCCCUCAAGACUCAGAUCAACCAAAUGGUGUACAACUUGCGCGAGUCGAUCCAGAAGAACACUGCUGCGCGUGAAGCUGCUGAGUUGGCGAAUAGGAGCAAGUCGGAGUUCCUUGCGAAUAUGUCUCAUGAGAUUCGGACGCCAAUGAAUGGGAUUAUUGGGAUGACGGAGCUUACGCUUGAUAGUGACCUUAAUCGAAGUCAGCGAGAGAGUUUGUUACUGGUGCAUAGUUUGGCGAGGUCGUUAUUACUUAUUAUUGAUGAUAUCUUGGAUAUCUCGAAGAUUGAAGCUGGUCGGAUGACGAUGGAGCAGGUCUCGUACUCAUUACGGCAUACCGUCUUCGGGAUCCUCAAGACGCUCGUCGUGAGAGCUUCGCAGAACAACUUGGACCUGACGUACGACGUGGACCCUGAUAUCCCGGAUCAGCUUAUCGGUGAUUCGCUCCGUCUUCGACAGGUUAUUACGAACCUCGUUGGGAAUGCGAUCAAGUUCACGCCGAGUAAGGUUACGAGGAAAGGACAUGUCGCGCUUUCGUGUAGACUCGUGUUACUUGAGGAGACAACUGUGAAGCUUGAGUUUUGUGUUAUGGAUACGGGGAUUGGGAUUGCGAAGGAUAAGUUGAACCUUAUAUUCGAUACGUUCUGUCAGGCGGAUGGCUCGACGACUCGAGAAUACGGUGGAACAGGUCUCGGUCUAUCGAUCUCGAAACGUCUAGUGUCCCUCAUGAAUGGGAACAUGUGGGUUGAGAGUGAGCUCGGGAAGGGAAGCAAGUUCUUCUUCACCAUCUCCUCGCAAAUCUCGCAGUCGUCAAUAGAAAGUAUCCUAGCCAAGAUGCAACCAUUCCAGAAACGAACGAUCCUGUUCGUUGACACACUUAAUGAUAGGACAGGCGUUGCGGAUCGAAUCUCGGAGCUUGGUCUGAGACCGCAUCUCGUUAAGGAUGUUGCAGAAGUCUCGGACAAGGAACGUUGCCCGCACUUUGAUACAAUCCUUGUUGAUUCUCUCCCUGUGACUGAACAAAUUAGGGAAUACGAACAUCUUCGAUAUAUACCCAUUGUUUUACUCGCUCCGUCUAUCCACAGAUUGAACCUGAAAUGGUGUCUAGACAACAGCAUCUCCUCCCAAGUAACAACACCCGCAACCGCCCAAGACCUCUCAGCCGCCCUAAUCAGCGCCUUAGAAAGCAACACCGUCUCACCAGUAGCAGCUCCCAACGACGUAACCUUCGAUAUCCUUCUCGCCGAGGAUAACCUUGUGAACCAGAAGUUAGCUGUGAAGAUAUUGGAGAAGUACGGACAUGCUGUUGAGAUUGCCGAGAAUGGAAGUCUUGCGGUUGAUUCGUAUAAGUUGAGAGUUGCGCAGGGACGGCCGUUUGAUAUUGUUCUCAUGGACGUAUCGAUGCCGUUUAUGGGAGGAAUGGAAGCUACGGAGCUUAUCCGUGCGUUUGAGCUUCAUGAGGGGCUUGACCGAACGCCGAUUAUCGCUCUCACUGCACAUGCCAUGAUCGGCGAUCGUGAACGGUGUCUACAAGCCGGAAUGGACGACCAUAUUACGAAACCGCUAAGGAGAGGAGACCUAUUGAACGCGAUUAACAAGCUUGCGGGUGAGAAGGCGCAGAAGCAUCGAAGGAAACAUCGGGCUGCUAUCGCUGAACAGAUGCUGCGAUGA
This is a messenger RNA of Fomitiporia mediterranea MF3/22, 3723 nucleotides long. RefSeq lists its product as uncharacterized. Lineage: Eukaryota; Fungi; Basidiomycota; Agaricomycetes; Hymenochaetales; Hymenochaetaceae. The record is from RefSeq and is a predicted model, not a curated record. Gene Ontology annotation, biological process: cellular hyperosmotic response; phosphorelay signal transduction system; phosphorylation. The transcript is spliced from 17 exons. Gene Ontology annotation, cellular component: membrane. Gene Ontology annotation, molecular function: phosphorelay sensor kinase activity. Bases 1 to 3723 code for a protein of 1240 amino acids.